Molecule: messenger RNA, 1194 nt
Organism: Rana temporaria (common frog)
Lineage: Eukaryota; Metazoa; Chordata; Amphibia; Anura; Ranidae
Product: G-protein coupled receptor 55-like
Exons: 1
Coding region: 191-1126 (311 amino acids)
Biological process (GO): positive regulation of Rho protein signal transduction; phospholipase C-activating G protein-coupled receptor signaling pathway
Cellular component (GO): membrane
Molecular function (GO): G protein-coupled receptor activity
Source: RefSeq, a predicted model, not a curated record
UCAAAAUUGAUAUAUUUGGUUGAGUCUACUUUAAAUUAAAGUUUUAGAUUUGCCCCUGGAAUUAUCAUAGUAAAUGUAAUUUAAUCUUGGCUGUAGACUUUUCCAGGAAAAAAAUUUAUAAAAGAAUAGCUGGGAUUGUGUGGUGAGAAAAGUAAAACAAAAUCUUAAAUUGUCUUGUGUUAACAGAAUAAUGAACGUGAGCAAAGACAGCUGCCCAUAUUUGAAUACUUCUUCAAUACUGGACCCUAUUCAAAUGGUGAUCUAUAUUCCCACAUUUAUCCUGGGCUUCACACUCAACUCAUUCGCUCUGUGGAUCUUCUGUUGUUCCAUGAAAAAAUACACAGAAGCUUCGAUAUAUUUGAUGAAUCUGACAAUCCUGGAUCUCUUUCUUGUUCUGUCUUUACCUAUAAAAAUACACUUCUCCCAAGAUAAAAUCAAGGUGAACAGUCAUCUGUGUGGCUUCCUACAAUCCCUCUACUUUACGAAUAUGUAUGGCAGCAUCUACACAAUUACGUUCAUCAGCUUGGACAGAUACAUAGCCAUUAUGCAUCCUUUCUGGACCAGGGUUCUACGCUCACCCAAAAAGACCAUAAUAAUAUGUGUCAUUAUAUGGGUCUUUGUGUGGAGUGUGUCCUUAUUCACAUUUUUUAACAAAGAAAAAUCGGAAAAUGUUAAAUGCUUUCAUAACAUGUCUGACGACAUUUGGAGUCCUAACAUAAUAAUACCUCUGGAAAUGUUUGGAUUUGUGAUCCCUAUGACCAUCAUGUUGUAUUGUUCUAUUCAGAUCAUCAGGACACUACUGGUCCCCAUUUCUUCCUCAGUAGAGUCUGAAGAAUCCAAGGCUGUUAUUGUACGCAUAAUCAUCUGUAAUCUGGUGGUGUUUGUGAUUUGCUUCAGCUUUACUCAUAUUGGCAUCUUCUUGCAGUUUCUGGCUCGAAGACAGAUCAUUUCAGACUGCACAGUGAGAAAACACAUUAGCAUUUUUCUGCAGGUGACACUCUGUAUAUCUAACAUUAACUGCUGCCUUGAUGCCCUUUGCUACUAUUUUGCAGUAAAAGAAUUCCGUGCCAAACUUAAAUAUAAGCCAAGUGUGAUACAGGUGGAAAAUGUUAACACUUAUGUCUAGACCAGUGAUCUCCAAACUGUGGCCCGGGGGCCAGAUGCGGCCCUUUGAUUGCUUUUAUUCAGCCCUUG